Molecule: messenger RNA, 1257 nt
Organism: Durotheca rogersii
Lineage: Eukaryota; Fungi; Ascomycota; Sordariomycetes; Xylariales; Xylariaceae
Product: defective in cullin neddylation protein
Exons: 2
Coding region: 189-746 (185 amino acids)
Biological process (GO): protein neddylation; positive regulation of ubiquitin-protein transferase activity
Cellular component (GO): ubiquitin ligase complex
Molecular function (GO): cullin family protein binding; ubiquitin conjugating enzyme binding; ubiquitin-like protein binding
Source: RefSeq, a predicted model, not a curated record
AUAUUUUCAGUCCACGCCUGCCGGUUCUGUCCAGGGUCAGAACCACGGUCCAGAUCCGCGUUUGAUGAAGUUGUUUGACGGUCUCAGAAGUAGGUCCGCUCUGCUCACACAAGGCAAUUUCUCUUCCGUUGACACCAGGGGCAGACGAGGCAGAAGAUGGCCAAGACUUGCUUGGCGUAUCCUCGUCUAUGGCAUAUCUCGAAGCCCUCGGCGUUGACAUGGAGGGCCCUUCGUUGUGGGUGGCGCUAGAACUUCUGCAGGUCCCCAGCAUUGGCGAGAUCACUCGGGAGGGUUUUAUCAACGGAUGGAAAUCUACAGGUGUCGACCCGAAAGUGGACGCCCAGAAGCAACACAUCGCACGCCUCACCAAUUCGCUGAUUCGAGACCGUGACCUACUCCGCAAAGUCUACCGAUACGCCUUUGCGGCUGGAAAGGAGAAAGACCAGCGAUCUCUAGCCAUGGAUACAGCGCUUGUGUACUGGGAAGGCCUCUUCAAGCGGCCGGGGCUGGUCUGGGUCGGACGAACGGCUCACGUCAACUGGCUAGACGAGUGGACAACCUUCCUACGAGAGAAUUGGACCCGUUCGGUUAGUCGCGAUAUGUGGAACCAGACGUUGGAGUUCUCCCUCAAGAGCAUCGAAGACGAAUCGCUCAGCUUCUGGAACGAGGACGGAGCAUGGCCCGGAGUGAUCGACGAUUUCGUGGCCUGGUUCCGCCGCAAAUCGGAGAUGGAUGUUGACGCUUAGAAAGCAGCUCGUAUAUUACUAACCUUCAAGUGACUAGCCGGUACGGGUCUUCCUUUUGGCAACGCGUUGUCGGUGCCCAACGCGACAUCAGCUUGUCGUGGCGUGCGUUAAGGCAACGCUCAGAAGAAUCUCCUGUCAGCACGGGUCGAAAAGUGUCUCACAGUUUUGCGCAAAGGGCCGAUGGCUGAAACUGCCCGCGGAUACCUUUGGCAGCGAGACUUUGCUGGAAGCCGACUAGUCUUUGUGCGUAUACAUAGGUCGUAAGCCUGAGUUGCUGGGUGGGCGAGAUGCAGAGGGGUGCUGGACAUCAAUGAAUAUGUACCUACGUGCGCGCGCGCAGAUGAGCGAGAAGGGGAGACGAGGUAAAGGAAGAGGAUUGUUGUGAUGGGAUGUAGCUAGCUUCUUCCUACCUUCGAUGGCAGACGAAUGUGAACGAAUGAAUGAGAUACCUAUUUCCAACGUCUAGCCCCUUUUCUAUAUAUGUAAUACGAAGAUAUGUCGCGUACAACGC